UUGCGAUCCGCCAAUACACAUUUUGAGAAGAAUAACUUUGGGGCCAUUGCGUGAGCAUGCGUGCUUCCCUUCUGCACACACAAUUUUACAACAACACAUCUAGCGAGGUAAAAUGGCGUCGGGUGCCAUUUCAACGGAGUCAAAGAAAAUAACAGAUUUACGAGUUAUAGAUCUCAAAUCUGAACUCAAGCGAAGGAAUUUAGAUGUCACAGGUGUGAAGAAUGUUCUAAUUGCCAGGCUGAAACAGGCCAUUGAGGAGGAAGGUGGAGAUGCAGAGACAAUUGAAAUUCCACUCCCAGCAGACACGCCUAAUAGAAAAAAUGCAAAAGCUAAAGGAAAGAAAGUGGACUCUGACACUGACAAUCCAAUGGAAGAGGAAUCCUUCUCCAAGGAAGAGGAAUCCUUCUCCAAGGAAGAGGAAUCCUUCUCCAAGGAAGAUGAAUACUUCUCCUUCUCCAAAGAAGAUGAAUCUCCUACCAAGGAAAACAAAUCUUUUUCCAAGGAGGGAGACGAGGAUGACAUUGAAGAAGAUGUAACUGAUACAGAUGAUGGUACUCGUGAAAGUUCUAAACCUCCACCCAGUGAGGACGUUGAGGCAGAAGCCGAGGCGGAGGCUGAACAAGUGGAGGAGAUCGAAACUGAAGUUGCCGUCUCCGCUAAAGAAGAUGAGGACGAUAACAUAUCCGUCACACUCCAGAAUGAAGAUGCCAUCACGCUGGAUGUUGAUGGUGAUGACCUCCUGGAAACAGGUAAACAUGUGAAACUUCCAGAUUCAGAGGCAGACAAGGGCUGUGACGAGCCAGAGGCCUCUGCUGAGACGAGCCCCAAGGAUGCCAUGAAGAUGGAAGUGGAAGGCCAUAAAGAUGGUAAGAAGGAUGACGGGACGAAGGUUGACUCCUCUAAGAAGGAAAGCAGAGAGGCCUCGAAGAAAGCUGAAAUGGGAGACAAAGACAAGGAUUCUGGGAAGAAAGGCCCCUCGUCUACUGGGGCAUCAGGUCAAGGAAAGAGUUCUUCAAAGGACAGAGAUGGAAAGGCCACAAAAGAUGACAAAGGAAGUAUCAGCAGUAGCAGUGCAAGCAGCUCCACUCGAAACAUAUGGGUGAGCGGCCUGUCCUCCAACACCAAAGCAGCUGAUUUGAAAAAUCUCUUUGGCAAAUAUGGGAAGGUUUUUAGUGCCAAAGUGGUUACUAAUGCUCGUAGUCCUGGAGCCAAAUGUUAUGGCUUGGUGACAAUGUCUUCCAGUGCAGAGGUGGGAAGGUGCAUCUCCCACCUGGACCGCACAGAACUCCACGGCCAGCAGAUAUCUGUUGAAAGGGUUAAAAGUGAUCCCUUCAAGAAAGAACCUUCGAAGAAGGAAUCAGAUGACAAAACCAGCUCCAGCAAAUCAAGUGACAAACGUAGUGCGUCGACAAGCAAGACUAGCAAAACCCAGCCAUCCUCCAAAAAAGAGGAGAAGAAGUCCGACAAGCCAUCAGACAAAGACGGCAAGGAUUCAUCCAAGAAGCAGGAGUCCAAAAGCACAACAUCCAGCUUAGGCCCAGAUGCCUCCAAGAAAGAUGAUAAAAAGCAUGGUGGAAGGACCAAGAGCCCUGGCAAGAUGGUGGUGAUUGAUCAUGCCAAAGGAGACCUGAACAAAGUGAGACCACCGUUCAGGAGGGGGAGAUUUGACAAGCCGGGUUUCACCACCAACAACAACAUGAUGCAGCGAAGACCCAGAUAUUUCAUGCCCCCCGAAGAGAUGGAGAUGAAUAGAGUUAGAGUUUUCCCCAACAAGGGAGGCAGCAAAGACAUCCUCCCCUUUGAGAAGAUGAAAGAGCAGAGGUUGCGCGAGCGUAUGGUCCGGCUGGAGCGCGUCCGCAGGGCUGUGGAGCUUCGCAGGCGGCGUGAGAUAGCGGAGCGGGAACGCCGGGAGCGUGAGCGUAUCAGUCUGAUAAGGGAGCGGGAGGAGAGGGAGAACCUGCUCCGAGAACGCCAGAGGCUUGAGGUGGAGAGGCAGAAACUGGAGAGGGAGCGCAUGGAGAGGGAAAGGCUGGAGAGGGAAAGGAUCCGCAUAGAGCAGGAGCGGCGAAAAGAGGCGGAGCGUAUGGCUCGUGAGCGGGAGGAGCUGAGGAGGCAGCAGGAGCAGCUCCGCUACGAGCAGGAGAAGAGAAACAACCUGAAGAGAGGCCGCGAUGUGGACCACAGCCGGAGGAAUGAUCCCUACUGGAAUGGCAACAAGAAGAUCCAGCCAGAGUCUGAGGGCCGUGUCAACCAGGGCUCGGACUACAACCGCCAGCAGAACCGCUUUACUGAGUUCAGCCCCCGGGAGAGAGGCAGAGGCUUCCCUGAGGCUGCAGCCGUUGAGCCCAACACCAUUGAGAGACGUAACCGCUUCAACAGUGAGCCUGAGGCCAAGAAGUCCCGCCCCACUGCUCGCAGAGACAGCUCUGGGUUUGAGCGCUACCCCAAGAACUUUGAGACUGUCCGCAGGGCCGAGCCUCCUCCAACUCCACGCGCAGACAUCCGUGACACAGACCGCAGAGAGAUCCGAGACAGGGACGAGCGCCGGGCCGCGCCCAUGCCGGAGCGCCGGGCAGCGCCCAUGCCGGAGCGGCCAGCAGGGGGCAGAGCACCCAUGCCUGGCAUGUCUCAUACCAGCCGCUCCCCCAGAGGCACCGGGCACGCUACUCAUACUGGGCAUGCAGGAUGGAAGAAUGACGGCGGCAUGAGUGCACCUAAGGGGGACAUACGUGGAGCUGUGCGUACCGGAGGUAUGCGGCCAGAGCGUUCAGGCAGAGAUGGCCAGGGGCCUGCUCUCAGAGGAGGCUCCUCAGUUAGCCGAGGAAGAUCCAACUUCAGUGGCCGGGUUGGAGGAAGACCCAUGGUCAUGGCAGACCAGCAUUUCAGCUCUAGCCGCCAGGUGGUGGUGGAGCGGCAUGGCCGGGACCAGCCGGCCCCCAGGAAGGAGUGGCAUGGUGGGGCUGGAUCGCAGGGAGGGGGCUUCCCAGACAGCCGCAGGAUGGGAGACAGCCGUGGCAGCAUGAUGGCCCCACACUCAAGCCACUCUUCGUCUGCAAUGAACAGAAUCGUGCAGAUCACCAACAGUUCCAUGUCCAGUGUUGGCGGAUUCAAGCCCUUCAAAGGAGCACCCCGACGGUUCUAACUGCCUCUCCCCAGAUCAGCUUUAGCUUAUUUUUCAAGAGGCUGGUUUCUAGCCAUCGAUAUAGAAAUGUUUUGUUCUGUAUAGGUUACCUCAAUGUAUGGUUUCUUAACAGUUGUGCUGUGACUUAAACAACCCUGUGCACAUAAUGUUCAACUUACUUUUAGAAUAGAAUUGUACAGCUUUAGUUAUUUGUAAGUUUGACAUUAACUCCUCUUCCCCUAACUGAAACUAUGUAAACAGAUCAAUGUAUUCUUUUAACCAUCAUUUUUAGUAAUGCCCCUGGUGCUUCUGAAGGUUAUUAAAAUAUUAAUUUUG
Molecule: messenger RNA, 3457 nt
Organism: Oncorhynchus mykiss (rainbow trout)
Lineage: Eukaryota; Metazoa; Chordata; Actinopteri; Salmoniformes; Salmonidae
Product: SAFB-like, transcription modulator
Biological process (GO): regulation of transcription by RNA polymerase II; regulation of mRNA processing
Cellular component (GO): nucleus
Molecular function (GO): sequence-specific DNA binding; RNA binding
Source: RefSeq, a predicted model, not a curated record